CAUAGAACUUAUAGUAAUGGAAGGAGAAUACGGCCGACGAGCUGUGAGCAAGAUCUAAAGGACAGAACUAUCUUUCUGUCCUUCUCAGGGACUUUUCUUCUCUCUGCGCAUGAUCACGCUUCACCAAUCAAAAUUUGUAGAUAUCGGAGGAUUGUUUCAGAUUGUUUAUAUCUAUCACUUUUAACGGGAAGAUAUUUUCUGUACGUAGAGUGAGAUUUUAUUUUUAUAUAAAAUGGUUAAAUAUUGUGUUUUGUGUGAUAAUCGGGAUAAAACAGCAUCUUAUCACAAAUUUCCACAAGAUGUACAAAUAAAAACAAAAUGGUUAAAAUUUUGUAACUUGGAUGAAGCUAUUCUUAGAACUUCCACUUUUUUAUGCUCCAAUCACUUUACAAAAGAAGAUUACCUUCUUACAGCAACAAAUAAAAUUUUAAAAAAUAAAAGCAUACCAUCCGUUUAUCAUAUUAAACGUAAAAAACGGAGUCUAGAUGAUAAUGAUAAAGACUGCAAGCAUAAUAAGGAAAUUGCUAAACGUAAGAAAAGUGAAUGCUUACUAAAUAUACAUGAAGAGGAAUCAUGUUCAACUGUAAUUCAGCAUCCAACAGAUAACAAUAUCAGCGAUGAACCAACUCAUGAAAAGGAAUCGUGUUCAACUAUCAUCCAGCAUACAGCAGAUAACAAUAUCAGCGAUGAACCAACUCAUGAAAAGGAAUUGUGUUCAACUAUCAUCCAGCAUCCAGCAGAUAACAAUAUCGGCAAUGAACCAACUCAUGAAGAAUCGUGUUCAACUAUAAUUCAGCAUCCAGUUGAUAACAAUGUAAACAAAACUCCAGAAAAUGAAAAUUUAAAAAACUCCAGAGAAAUUCAUUAUGGUACUGAUGCAGUAUUGCCGAUAAAUGUAACUCCUCCAAAUUCUCCGCGUGAAGCACGAUAUAUUGGUGAUAUUAGAACACCACAUUUAGCCACCACACGGAGAGCUAAAAGAGCAUUAAAUAUAGCAAAGCUAGUAGUAAAAAAACAAAGGAGAAAAAUUUUAACAUUGCAACAACAAACUACGAGACUGAAAAACCGUGUUAAAACUAUGAAAGACUUGAUAGAUCAUCUUAAGAAGAAGAAUUUUAUAUCGGAGAAUGCUGUGGAUCAUUUAAUGGUAUAUCAAGAAGUUUCUAUAUAAUAAUUAAACGUAAAGCGAUAGCAUUUUCAGAUAAAGCAGGCUCACUCGCUUUGAAUUUUAUUGCUUGUAUGUUUAAACAUAGCAUCAUGAAUAAUUAUAUAUAAUCAAUUAACUGUAUACUGUAUAUAAUCAAUCAACUAUAUAUAAUCUAUAUACAAUCUG
Molecule: messenger RNA, 1333 nt
Organism: Solenopsis invicta (red fire ant)
Lineage: Eukaryota; Metazoa; Arthropoda; Insecta; Hymenoptera; Formicidae
Product: THAP domain-containing protein 6-like
Exons: 4
Coding region: 233-1171 (312 amino acids)
Source: RefSeq, a predicted model, not a curated record